AUGAACAGCAAAAACGUGAACAAUAGCACCCAAGGACAACAACAGUCCUCAUUGGUGGUGACCCAAAUUCCACGAAAGAAGCAAUUUUACAAAACAAAGAUGUGCCCCUGGUUUUUCUCAGGGAGGUGUGAUAGAGGCGUAGACUGUUUAUUUGCACAUUCACAAGAAGAGUUAAAUCCAAUUCCUGAUUUAUCCUUUACUAGUUUAUGUCCCUUGGCGAAAAAGGCAGGAGUAUGCAAGAAUGAAAAAUGCAGUUAUGCUCAUUCGGUUUGUGAGUUGAGGCCUACUGGAGAUUUAUACAAAACCGCUCCAUGUACAAAGUUUUUGAGAGGAAAAUGUAACGCUGAAUCGCAUUGCAGACAUGCGCACUAUAUUGAGGAAUUGCGUCCCCUGCCUGGAAAUUUGUCCCCCUCUCAAAAUGCCAUCAACCUCAUGCUCGCCGCCCCACUGGCCGGUUCGACUCAAAAGGGCAGCAAGAAUAAGAACAACGGAAAUAGCGCAAAUACGGGAAACGGUGGCAGCAACAGCAGCAACAACACCCACAACCACCACAACAAUCACAACCACAGCAACCACAGAAAUCACAACAGCCACAACAACGACAGCAACCACGGCAACCAUAACAACCACAACGGGCACAACGGCCACAACCACAGCGGAAGCAGUGGAUACAUCACAGAGGAGAACAGGAACAGCGAAAACAUAUUGAAGCCGACGAACUCGUUACUUUGCAAAUUCCCUAACCAAAGCGGAACGAACAAUAACCGAUAUAGCAAAAGUUUUGAGAAGAAAAACGCGCAGGAAAAUAAUAUUAGCAGCAGCGUGAAUAAUGCAAGUGGAAAUUGCAACGUGAGCAGCGGCAUGAUGAACUGCAGUGUGAGCAAUAAUAUGAAGAAUAACCUGAGCAGUAACAUGAGCAGCAACAUGAGUAGCAACCUGAACAGUAACUUGAGCAGCAACCUGAGCACCAAUGUGACGAGCAACAUGAGCAAUAAUUUGAGUAGCAGCCACGUGAACAGCCAUUUGAACAACCACAUGAACGGAAGCAUCACCCGUGGCAUGGGUCGCAAUUUGAAGAACAAUAUGAAUAAUAACAAAGUGACCAAUGCGAUGAAUAAUUGUAUGAACGGCUGUAUGAACAACUGCGGAAUGAGCAGCGGAAUGAACAACACGAUGAACAACGCAAUGAACAGCUGCAUGAACGGUUGCAUGAAUAACGGGAUGAACAACACCAUGAGUAGUAACCCCGUCAACGUGAACAAGAACUACCAGAAGAGCUCUUCCUACCCAAACAAUCUGUAUGCGCUGCUAAAAAACAAAGAGAACAGCGAGGAUUACAAUACCGCAAUGAACAGCAUGAACAUGAAGAAUUACAUGCUGAACAACAAUGACAUGGAGAGCGCAAAUGGGCUUAUAAAUUCCUUCAAUUUAAGGAAGUUGCAGAAUAUGUGUAGCGGCUCGAACGAAUCAAAUGGAGCCUUUAAGUCGAUCAACGAAUUGUUGAAUCAAGACAUGAACAUGAAUCGAUCGAUUAAUGGGAGCAUGCACGGAGGGAGUGUGGCCACCAGCCUGGGUAGCGGUAUGAAAAACCUAGGUGGCAGUAUGACCAGUCGCGGUAGUGCUAUGACUAACAAUAUGAGCAGCGGCAUGGUGAACAACAUGUCCGUCAUUUCGAACCUCUCCAGUGGCAAGGCGAACAUGAGCAACAUGAGCAAUAUGAGCAAUAUGAGCAAUAUGACCAACAUGACGAACAUCCCGAACAGCAUAAGCAGCACUCAAUACUACAAUAUAAAUAAGGGAAAGAAGAAUAAUGUUUUGAACAAGUAUCCCUCAUACCAAAGUAAAGAUUCAUCCGCGUCCAUGAGAAUAUCGAGCAAUUCUUCAAAGGAGUAUACAGCAAAUAAUGAGGAGAAAAAAAUAGUUGAAACAAUUGAGCACAUGGAAAUUACAGCGCAGGAUAGUGCACUUAAAGUUAUCGAGGAUGACAACGAAAAGUUGAAUUUGGCCGAUAUUAAGAAUUUUCUAAAGUUGUUGCAAAUGACGAACACGAGCAAUUACAAGGAGGAUAGCUUUUUGCUGAAUGACGAGAUGAAGAAUAGUACUCACCUCAUGCAUGAGCAGCAAUCGCAUCAGCCACAUCAACCGCAUCAACCGCAUCAACCACAUCAGCCUCAGCCACCUCAUCAUCCUCAUCACGCGCAACAUUUGCAGCACUCACAGCUACCGCAACAUGCGCAACACGCACAGCAGUAUAACCCCGGGGCAGUGGUAAAGAACGGUAGCAACCACCCAAAGCAACAGCCCAAGAAUAUGGAAGUGGUGGUACCUGGCACCCAUUUACCUGAACAUUUCGUACACACCGGCAAUAUGCCCAACGCGCAGAAUGAUGAAAAUAGAAUGAACAAGUACGACGUAAAUGGAGACGUAAAAAAUAUUUACAGGUUGAACAACAAUUCACUGAUUAGCUGUUCCAACUUUUGGAAUUACCCAGAAGAUGAGCUGAACACAACAGCUUCGAAAAUUAUGCAAAACGUAGAAAUCUUCGACUACUAA
This is a messenger RNA of Plasmodium fragile, 2553 nucleotides long. RefSeq lists its product as uncharacterized. The record is from RefSeq and is a predicted model, not a curated record. The transcript has a single exon. Bases 1 to 2553 code for a protein of 850 amino acids. Lineage: Eukaryota; Apicomplexa; Aconoidasida; Haemosporida; Plasmodiidae. Gene Ontology annotation, molecular function: metal ion binding.